ACAAAGCCGCCGCUCGCGAGUGUUCGGCGCUGGGUUCUCGCGAUGCCUGAGCACUCGGCUCGGCUCGGCUCGGCUCGGCGUGCCAUGACAACAGGAGGUGCGGGGAGAAUGUGCAGAUUCAUCAAGGUGCUAAAUGGAGUCGGAACAGUUGUUUUCUAGAGGAUACUACCGAAAUAGUUACAACAGUAUAACCAGUGCAAGCAGUGAUGAGGAAUUGCUAGAUGGAGCAGGAGUCAUCAUGGACUUCACAGGAUCUGAGGACGAUAACUUGCUGGAUGGAGAUGUUUCCUCUGGUGUCAAUUAUACCAUGACAAAUGGAGGCGGUAUUAAUAGCACAACACACUUACUGGACCUUUUGGAUGAACCUAUACCGGGCGUUGGAACAUAUGAUGAUUUCCAUACCAUUGACUGGGUGCGAGAGAAGUGCAAGGACCGGGAAAGGCACAGAAAGAUUACUAGCAAGAAGAAAGAUUCUGUGUGGGAGUUUGUAAAAAGUUUAUACGAUGCCUGGUCUGGAUGGCUGGUUGUAACAUUGACUGGUUUGGCAUCAGGUGCCCUGGCUGGUUUAAUAGAUAUUGCUGCAGACUGGAUGACUGAUUUAAAGGAAGGCAUAUGUCUGAGUGCAUUGUGGUUCAAUCAUGAACAGUGCUGCUGGGGAUCAAGUGAGACAACGUUUGAAGCGAGAAACAAAUGUCCUCAAUGGAAAACGUGGGCCGAAUUAAUAAUUGGACAGGCAGAUGGUCCGGGUUCUUAUAUAAUGAACUACAUUAUGUACAUCUUCUGGGCCUUGGGAUUUGGCUUCCUGGCUGUUUCUUUAGUGAAGGUGUUUGCUCCCUAUGCCUGCGGCUCUGGAAUUCCAGAGAUUAAAACUAUUCUUAGUGGCUUCAUCAUCCGAGGCUACCUUGGCAAAUGGACCUUGCUAAUUAAAACAAUCACUCUGGUUUUGGCUGUGGCUUCUGGACUGAGUUUGGGGAAAGAGGGUCCCCUUGUUCAUGUUGCCUGUUGCUGUGGAAAUAUCUUCUCCUAUUUAUUCCCAAAAUACAACAAAAAUGAAGCAAAGAAGCGGGAGGUAUUAUCUGCAGCAUCAGCCGCGGGUGUCUCUGUGGCUUUUGGCGCUCCGAUUGGCGGUGUCCUUUUUAGCUUGGAAGAGGUUAGCUACUAUUUUCCCUUGAAAACCCUCUGGAGAUCGUUUUUUGCUGCAUUAGUGGCAGCCUUUAUCUUGCGUUCCAUUAAUCCAUUUGGAAACAGCCGUCUGGUCCUCUUUUACGUGGAGUAUCACACUCCUUGGUACUUAUUUGAACUGAUUCCUUUUAUCCUCCUGGGUGUAUUCGGUGGACUCUGGGGAGCCUUUUUCAUCCGUGCUAACAUUGCAUGGUGCAGACGUCGGAAGACCACAAAAUUCGGGAAGUUUCCUGUCCUGGAAGUCAUUACGGUGACCGUCAUUACUGCUGUGGUCGCCUUUCCUAAUCAGUACACGAGGAAGAACACGAGUGAGCUGAUUAAAGAGCUCUUCACUGACUGUGGGCCUCUAGAAUCUUCACCGCUUUGUGAUUACCAGACUGAUGCAAACGUCAGUAAGCUGCUGGAUGACAUCCCCGAUCGACCUGCCGGUCAAGGAGUAUACGAUGCCAUAGGGAAACUGGCACUGGCACUAAUAUUCAAAAUUAUUAUGACUAUUUUCACAUUUGGAAUUAAGGUACCUUCAGGUCUCUUCAUACCGAGCAUGGCUAUUGGUGCCAUUGCUGGCAGAAUAGUGGGAAUUGCAGUGGAGCAGAUGGCUUAUCACCACCAUGACUGGUUCAUAUUUAACCAGUGGUGUAAUGUUGGAGCCGACUGUGUUACACCAGGCCUGUAUGCAAUGGUUGGUGCUGCAGCUUGUUUGGGUGGCGUGACACGGAUGACAGUUUCUCUCGUGGUAAUCGUGUUUGAGCUAACUGGUGGGCUGGAGUACAUUGUUCCUCUCAUGGCAGCUGUAAUGACAAGCAAGUGGGUGGGCGAUGCAUUUGGCAGAGAGGGUAUUUACGAAUCACAUAUCCGCCUGAAUGGGUAUCCGUUCCUGGACGCUAAGGAAGAAUUCACUCACACAACGCUGGCAGCUGAUGUGAUGCGGCCUCGGAGAAACGAGGCUCCUCUCUCGGUCCUCACUCAGGAUGACAUGACAGUCGAAGACUUAGAAAUGCUGAUUAAUGAUACAACUUAUAAUGGUUUUCCUGUCAUUGUAUCAAAAGAAUCUCAGAGACUGGUUGGAUUUGCACUCCGGAGGGAUAUCACUAUUGCAUUAGAAAAUGCUAGAAGAAAACAAGAAGGCAUUGUCAGCAGUUCCAGAGUGCACUUCACCCAGCAUGCUCCGACACUUCCAGCAGACAGCCCGCGCCCACUGAAGCUGCGAAGUAUUCUAGAUAUGAGCCCAUUCACCGUUACAGAUCAUACGCCCAUGGAGAUUGUAGUGGACAUUUUUCGUAAACUGGGUCUAAGGCAGUGCCUUGUAACGCACAAUGGGAAUAUCUUGGGAAUCAUCACAAAGAAGAACAUAUUAGAACACCUCGAGCAACUAAAACAACACGUCGAACCUGUGGCGCCUUCUUGGCAUUAUAACAAAGAAGGACAUCCUUCGUCACAUGGCUCAAAUGGCAGACCAAGAUCCAGAGUCGAUCAUGUUCAACUGAGCGUAAUGUCAGAGGGUUGCGAGGAAAUUGAGGAGGAAGUCCACCUGUUAAAGAGCACAGAUAUCUGACAGCUCUCCAGAUUCCAGCGCAAAUGGCAUCACAGAAGGAAGACAAAAAUCAUAUUGCAGCUCAGUUAGUACUGAAAUCUGCUUUGAUGUGGGAGUUUGUCAGCAGUGGCCCAAGUCAGUAUUAAACCUGAUGCCCACUACUACAACUAGUAUACCUAAAAAUGUCCACUUUUAAGAUUUUCUUUGUUGUCGAGAUAUGCUAUUAACAGAUGAAUGGCGGUGGAAACCCAUAUGUAAGUGGUCUUUCUGCUGUAUUUAAACCACCAUACCGUCAUUGGUUUUUUUGGCGUAUCCAAGGUUGUGCUGAAGCAGAACAUCUUGCCAUAAGACACUGCAUCUUCAGUACAGAAAUAUUGACAGCUGGAGUUUUGUUUCUGGAGGGGGGAAGAGUGAGGAGAUGGUGAAAGAGGAAAGGGUGUAGAAUGCUUAUUUUAAAAUGAGCUGUGCUCACUUCCCUGAAUACUUAACCACUGUGAAAGCUGAAGAGAACAGAGACCUUACUUUUCUGUGAAUAUCUCUGCCACUGAAGUAGACAGUCUCCAUUACUAAGUUGGAGUGAAUCCAAUCCAAAGAAAAAACACCAAUGUGAUACCAAACUGUAUCAGGCAAGCAACAGAUCUGAAAGUCCUUCAUCAAAAUCAGUAAGUUUGGUUAGGAGUAAGAGUUGGAUUGGGUCUUAGCAGUUGGUGUAACCUUUUAUCUGUCCUGAAUUUUUCUUUUAGUUAAGUCUUUCAAUGAAAUUAAGAAUUUAUUGUAGGAUAACAUGCUUUAUUGUGCAUUGAUCCAUCCCUCACUCACCACUGGAGAAUUAUUAGUAAUCUCUGAAUUAUGUUUGCAUAAUUCAGCUACAGUACAGCACAAAUUGCUUUUCUGUACUUUUAAUGUUCACCUGUUAUCAUUGUAAUGUUUCUAACUGGAAUUUUGCAUAUGGUUUUUUUAGAUUUCAGUCAACUGGUGGGAUAAAUCAUGUAUUUCAUAUUCAGAUACAUUUUUACUGCUGACAUCAGCAGCCAAAUUUUGCAAUUGAAUCCAUUUUCAGUGCAUUAUAGGUUUAAUCUUUGCACUUUUAAUUUGCGUCAUUUUUCAGCAUGGGCAGAGAAUUUUUUUUUAGGAUGAUUGGAAUAAUCCAUUCUCACUUAUCUGACCAAAUUAAACAGCUAUAAAAUGGGCAUUGCUCAUACUCACUGCAUUUCAGGGCAAUAUCUUGCAAGCUGUGGUCCUGUGGUCAAUUUGAAGGAGCAUUCAACUAAAAUAUAAACGGUUGAAAAAUAAAUGUUACUUUUAAAAUAACUUGAAGUUUGCACUAAAUUGCUUACUGUUAGAGAAGUGAUCUCCUGUAUCUUUGCUUAGAAUUGAGGAAGGGUUUGCAUUCCUUUUGUUCUGCCAAGCUGCUGGUAGGAGACUGGAACCCCGUGAGCAUUUUCAAUGGACCUCAAGCCUGCCUGAGUAGAAAUAAACUCAGCGGGAGCUACUUGAAAAUGAUUAAGCAUUAUCAGUUAAUUGCUUCCUUGCAGUCUUUGUACAUCCUCAAACAAUAAUUUAGCAAAGAUGCCCGAGAGAUCAACAUUGGAAUGUGUAGAAGAAUAAUUACAAUUUUACAAAUAACAUCAUUGCAGAAUCCAGCAUCUCGGACGGCAUAUGCAGUUGAAAGAUAUCUCAGGCAGCUUUUGCGGCUAAAACCGUAGCAUUUUCUGAAAGCAUUGGAUUGACCGUUCAGUUCAAUGUAUUUAAUAACUGGAAUAAUACAGCGCAAAUACUGGAAAUAAAGUUAAAAAUGUGAAAUGCCAGAGGUACAGAACAGGCAAAUCAACAACUGCAAAGUGUGGAGAAUGAUUGACUUCCAAAAUUCAGGGCCAAAUGUGGUUCUGAUAUUUGCAGCAGGAACAGUUAGCCUUUUAUCCCCUCUUCAUGUGGUUAUAGAUUAGGGUUAGAAUGGAGAGAGUCAGACAUCAACAUAACCUUCCCUUCUUGCAUUAGUGAAUCUGUAAGAGGUGACAUGGUAGAGUGAUGGUUAGCGCAAUCACUUUCCAACACCAGUGAUCACAGUUCGAGGCUCUAUUCCCACCGCUGUCUGUAAGGAAUUUAUACAUUCUCUCAGUGACUCUGUAGGUUUCCUUCCACAUUCCAUAAAUGUACAGGUUAGGAUCAGUAAAUUGUGGGCAUGCUAUUUUGGCUGUGGAAGCAUGGCAACACUUGCUUCCUCACUGAUCUGAUUUGACAUAAAUUAUGCAUUUCACUGUAUGUUUCGAUGUGCAUGUGACAAGUAAAGCUAAUCCUUCUUUAAGGAUGAUUUAAUAUAUUUGCCUCAACAACUUACUGUGUUGCGAGUUCCACGUCCUCCCCACUCUGUAGGUAAAAGUGGUCUGUUGGGUAUCUCUGGCAAUUAUUUUUUGCUUUUACAAGCCAAUGUGGCAUCUACAGCACCUAAAAUGGACUCUCUCCACCCAUUUUACAGGUACCAGAUAGAGCAGAAAGCUUUAAAGAGAGAUCCUGUUGGGUUGGUGCCCGUGUCCAGUUGUUACCUGUUGCUCUGCUCUUGGUUAAUGAAGAAUGCUUCGUCUUUGUUAACCUGUGGUGUUGCCUAGAAUUGUAUUUAAUACUGAUCCUCAUUGUUAUUUUUUAAUUUAUAUUUGGUGUAUUAGAAUUUCACAUUCUUAAGGUGAGCUUAAUUAUGGUUACUGUGAAAGUCUGAUUAUAUAUUAUAUUGUAUUAAAUUCUCCAUUAAACAGUAAACCUUU
Molecule: messenger RNA, 5472 nt
Organism: Hypanus sabinus (Atlantic stingray)
Lineage: Eukaryota; Metazoa; Chordata; Chondrichthyes; Myliobatiformes; Dasyatidae
Gene: clcn3
Product: chloride channel 3
Exons: 14
Coding region: 134-2734 (866 amino acids)
Biological process (GO): transmembrane transport; chloride transport
Cellular component (GO): Golgi apparatus; early endosome; synaptic vesicle
Molecular function (GO): voltage-gated chloride channel activity
Source: RefSeq, a predicted model, not a curated record